GCAAGCCGGAUUUUUUGCGGAUCUCGCGUUGUUGUGGCGGGAAACUAAUGUUGAUGUCCUGGUCGACGCGACUGUUCUGCUUGCCGACGUGUUUUGGCGGGGAACAGUUCGAUCGAAUUGUUUUCCGAAACGGACGGCGGGAAAAGUAGAGCGAGGGCGACGGCGGGAAGUAGAGGGAGGAGGUGCUGAGCGAUUGAGCGAUUGACGCCGGCGGCUUUUCUUGUCGCCUGAUUUUGGCGGGGAACGAGUCGACCAAUUUGUUUUCCGAAAACGACGGCGGGGGGAAGGAGAGCGAGGAGGUGGUGAGCGAUCGCCGCGUUUUGCCGAGAGAUAUAUAAAGGGGGGGAGAGGUGGUGAGGGAGUCAUCGGCUAGCUUUGCCAAGAUAAGAUCGACGAGGAGUAGGUCUCUAGGAUCCCCUCGCCUUCCUCAAGACAGCUUGGACAGCUAUGGCGGCUGGCAAUGGUGGAAAUGGUCCGGCUUCUGUUCCUCUGUCUCCGGGGAACUCGUCCUCUGGGCCAGCUGGGGGAAGGGGGAGUGAGUUGACGAGUGUGUCGCCAAGUGGCGGAAGCGCGGAUGAUGCGAGUGCGAGUCAUUCCGCCCCCCUCUCCCCCUCUGCCUCUCCGCGGACUGCCUCCACUGCCGCAAUGAGCCUUACAGAGAACCAGAUCUGUUUGAUCGGCAGUCUCCAAGCUGCAGUUAGUGGGACGGUGAUGGGGUCCAUCUUUGGAUUCGGUUCUGGACUUUUCAAGAGGCAGGGGUUUAAGGGUGCAUUGAAGGAGGCAGGAUCUUCCGCAAAGGCUUUUGGACUGAUGUCGGGAGUACACACCAUGGUGUCUUGCUAUUUAAAAAGAAUUCGCGGCAAGGAGGAUGCUAUCAACACAGGCGUAGCAGGAUGUGCGACUGGAUUGGUACUGAGCUGGGGAAGCACCCCACAGAAUAUGAUUCAGAGCUGCGUUGGCUUCGGGGCUUUCUCCUACAUCUUUGAGAGACUUAAUCCACCCCCAGCAGCUGUGCAUGCAGCAAUAGGCGUUGGUCCUUGCGAGAGCGUCUGCUCGGUUCUUUGCCCGUCCAUCCCGACACCUGACAUCCCUUCCAUGCUAGGUGCUUUUCUUCCGUCUAGGCUCGUUUCGAAAAGCUCACGCACCUCGAGAACUAGGCGACGCGGGGUCAUUAUGGCGAAGAGGCGUGUGAACACACCGGGGGAGGGAUUAGAAUAUGAGCCGUUGGCGUCAUCGGGCGGAAGCAUAGAUUUCCUGGCAGAGGCAAAGGCAGAGGCAACGGAAUCGAUCCGAGCAGCAGGGUUGAGUACACGUGUGAGGUGAGUACUGUACAAUAUGUGAACAAGGUACGUUGGCUAAGCUGAGUGCGCCGAGCUGAGGGCAUACUCACACUGGGGCUUUCCUUGGAUGCAUCUGACCUUUUUUCAACACUGCGCAAAUCCAUUGUUAACUUGUGAAGUCCUAGUUUGAGUAUGCCCUUCUCAAAGGUAUGUCUUGGUUGAUGAGAGAGUUGAGAUUUAUGUGUGGAUGGUGAGCGGUGUACUGAAGAAGAGGUGUGACAAGAGGGUGAGCAGAAAUUUCUGAGGACAGCACUCAGCUCAGCUACUCCAUAUCCGUAGGGUUGCAGCAGAGUGAGUGGCCUCAAAGGCACUCCCUGAGGCGCUGGAAGCUGGAUCUCUGUCAGCUGAUUGGUGAUGAUUGGAUCGUGAUUAAUUGGUUGGAUGAUUGAUUGGUUGGCGAUUGAUUGGCUGCCUAGUUUGAUUAGUCGUUUGGGAGAAAAGCCCGUCCGGUUGAGUUAUUCACUUGAAGCUUCGAUCUGAUCGGCUGGUUCAUAGCUGAUCCUGUCCGGAUGGCUAGUCCAUAUAUUGGCACCCAUAGCAAUUUGCAGGUUCGUUUCUUACAAAGCUCACGAUUGGGUGCUGGCUCCCGUCAGCGGGCAGACAUGUAUCAAACCACCACCCCCUCUUCCUACCAUACCGUUCGGCAACGAGGGCGCCCAUCCCUUUCCAGUUGGCAUGUGGGAUCGGUGAUCCGACGAUCACGGGCUUCUUUGUCCCCUGUCUGCAAUGGUUGACCUAGCUUUUUUGAAGAUUGUGGCGGUUUCAAUGGUUCCUCUCUGAGGAUGAGCCGCCGAUUGCAGAAAUUUUGUUCAUCUGAAAAUCUGUCCCAUGCAGAGGGAAGCUAUUUGGCUCGUGGUCUAGUUUGCUCUCGUAUUCUGUGUUGUUGGUGCACCUGGCUGGUGUAAGCUAUGCCGGGCUGCCCAACUGCCGGUCCGUUUCAGGGGUCCAUUCCAGUGUCAAAGUCCACUCCUGUCCACAGUUUGGUUUGCGGGUGCGUCUCGGCGGUCCUCCUCCUGUAUCUGUCGGGAACGGGAGGACAGUCGGGGCACUCAGCUCGGCGGAAAUUUGACUGCCUCCCUGGUGUGUUCAUUUUGGAGUUUCUGACAAGUUGCGACAACUCUUGUCAAAAGGAAUCAGAAAUUAAUGACAAGUGAUUAAUGUUAAUGGCACUCAAUGCACUACAUUACCAGUGGAUCAUGCAAUAGCGUGAACAGAUAGUGCAACCAGGGAGGGUUCCAUUCCUAUGCUUCAGGGGGGACUAAAAUUCUUAGCUUCUUCAACUGAUUAUAAUUCUUAACUGACCCUUUGGUUCUGUAGAGACCACUACACUUGGACAAAGGAGUUGUUGACCGAUAGUUUAGUUUUUUGGAGUUCAGGAUACGAAUCGUGCAGUUGGGAAGGCAGAGUUUGCAAUCCAGGGUGUUUGGCAUCUCAUUGGUUCAGACGAGACGUGGGUGGUUUUCGUUGAUGCGAAAAGAGGGUUUGUGGUUGAAGGUUUUCACAUCUCAAGCUUAACAUACAAUUGAAUGAGUGCAGUCGAAGGUUUUCACACUGGCGUCGGAAAAGGUGGUCUGUGUCAGCAUCAAGCUUUUGGAGGAGAUAGCCUCUCUAGUCAAGUGUCUUUGGUCUCAGGAGGUUUGUUGUUUUCAAAGCUUGAAGGUCUCAGAAGGUUUGGAGUUUUCAAAGCUUGAAGGUAUCAGACGGUUUAGAUUUGGAUUUCUCGAAGCUUUAAGCCUUCAAGGAAAAAUGGUGAUGAUGGUGAUGGUGGUGCUUUGGAUGAGGUCUGGAUCAAGUUUCGGACAUUCAUGUCAGUCAUUCAUGUGAUUUGCUUCAUGGGGGGAGGAGGCUUGCUGUCACAUUGUUGUGCUUAUUGAAAAGCUCUGUGACAGUGUUGUUCCGCUUUUGAGGAACAAUUGGCCACUUUCACAAAAAGCAAGCAUUUGCUUU
Molecule: messenger RNA, 3287 nt
Organism: Chara braunii
Lineage: Eukaryota; Viridiplantae; Streptophyta; Charophyceae; Charales; Characeae
Source: the annotation of a GenBank genome assembly